Messenger RNA from Capra hircus (goat), 897 nucleotides. It is a transcript of the gene GLIPR1L1, whose product is annotated as GLI pathogenesis related 1 like 1. Gene Ontology annotation, cellular component: extracellular region. The transcript has 6 exons. NCBI's taxonomy places the organism in Eukaryota, Metazoa, Chordata, Mammalia, Artiodactyla, Bovidae. The record is from RefSeq and is a predicted model, not a curated record. Bases 107 to 832 code for a protein of 241 amino acids.
UCUCCAGAAGUCAGCCAACCGAACAGCCAGGACGCCAGAGGCCGGGAAAGCCAGACUGACUGAGCCUUUACGGGUCUGCGGAUCAGAGCGUUUUCUGCGUCCCGCCAUGAUUCUCAGGAAGAAACUGAGCUAUUUGUGGACCUUAGGUCUCUGUCUGGUAGCCAGUAAAUCGCCACCCAAAGUUCCCUCCAUCAAGGAUGAUACGUUUAUAGAGGAGUGCCUCAGAUUUCACAAUGAAGCGCGGAGCAACGUCUCGCCCCCCGCAGCCGACAUGAAAUACAUGAGUUGGGAUGAAGCUUUAGCUAAGACUGCUGAAGCAUGGGCAAAAAAGUGCAAAUUCAGCCACAAUUCCUGUUCAUCAAAAUUAUACGAAUGCCAUCCAACUUUUCAAUAUGCUGGAGAAAAUCUCUGGUUAGGUCCAUUAACCAUAUCUGCAGCAAAAUUUGCUAUUGAUAUGUGGUAUGAUGAAAGAAAAUUUUAUGAUUUUAAUACAAAAUCAUGUUCCAAAAUUUGUGGCCAUUAUACACAGGUAGUUUGGGCUGAUUCCUAUAAAGUUGGUUGUGCAGUUGCAAUUUGUCCAAAUUUUGGGAGCCCUGACAGUGCCCUAUUCGUAUGUAACUAUGCACCCGCAGGAAACUAUCCAAAUAUGUCCCCUUACAGGACUGGAACACCGUGCUCUAUGUGUGAAGGAGAUACUUGCGAAAACAAACUCUGCCGUAAUAAAGAACGUGAUAAAUCUCAAAGAUAUCCAAAUUGGAACCCAUCAGGGACACAUCAGCUGAUAGCAUGUAGUCCAUUGUACGCAAUUUCUGUUCUUCUGACAAUAAUUUAAUUGUCUUUGAUGUACAAGAGAAACUCUCCAACAUGACAAUAAAGAAAUAGAUUAUGGUUAAAUGU